GUCCACAACAAGGAAAUCAAGUACCGCAAAUCAAACCAGUAAGUAGCAAAGUGACAGAAAGGCUUGGUGACCAUACAGUGUUUUGUCGUUUACCUGCAGCUUGUGUUCGGAAGAUAAAUACUUUGGGUGACAAUGACCUCGGAGGUUUUCUCUUACGAGAGUUUGGUGCACGCCGUGGCAGGAGCAGUGGGAAGUGUGACUGCUAUGACAGUGUUCUUCCCUCUUGAUACUGCCAGACUUCGUCUUCAGGUGGAUGAAAAUAGAAAGGCUAAAUCAACCCCGGCCAUACUGGCAGACAUUGUCAGAGAAGAAGGACUACUAGCUCCCUACAGAGGAUGGUUCCCUGUCAUCUGCAGCCUGUGCUGCUCCAACUUUGUCUACUUUUACUGUUUCCACUGCCUCAAAGCCAGCUGGCUGAAGGGGAGGCCAUCGGCACCCAGCACCGACCUCAUCACAGGGAUAGCUGCAGGUGUUGUAAACGUAUUAGUUACCACACCGUUGUGGGUAGUCAACACCAGGCUGAAGCUUCAGGGCUCCAAGUUUCGCAGCGCAGACAUCCAUCCCACCAACUACUCUGGGAUUCUGGAUGCGUUUGUGCAGAUCGUCCAGGAUGAGGGCGUGGGAGCCCUGUGGAACGGGACCUUUCCGUCCCUGCUGCUGGUGCUGAACCCCGCCAUCCAGUUCAUGAUUUAUGAAGGCCUGAAGAGGCAGCUGAGGAAGGGAGUUCCCAGGGAGUUGUCAUCCGUGGAGGUCUUCAUGAUCGGUGCGGUUGCCAAAGCAGUCGCCACCACUGUUACCUAUCCCCUUCAAACCAUCCAGUCCAUACUCAGGUUCGGUCAGUUCAGAACGUCCACUGUGGAGUCAAGGGUACUAACGAGUGUGAAGACGAUCAAGUGUCUACUGGUCAACAGAAUGAGGAAGUACGGCAUGUUGGGUCUGUUCAAAGGCCUGGAGGCCAAGCUGCUGCAGACAGUGCUGACCGCUGCCCUCAUGUUCCUUCUCUACGAGAAGAUUGCCAGCUUUACUUUCAGAAUAAUGGGACUGAGCAACAGCCGCUUAAUGAAGCGCUAGCUGGCAAGACACCACAUGGUUCAGAACACUUUAGCACAUGAAGGCGAUGCCGUGUGAUACGAAUGGCAUCAAGCAUCUGCUUCCACACCCAUGAUUGGAGUUUGAUCUUUGUGCAAACCUGUCACUGUCUUGAAAACACUCUUCAAAACAUUACCUAAUGCUGCAGAGAUUCCAUCCAAUAAAUCAGUUCAAGCUUUUACUUUUGUGCUUUUUCUAACAAAAAAAAGUGUUUUUCAUGAUGUCGUGUUGUACUGAUUUAAAGUAAACUGAAGAAACUGAUUAGAAACGAUUACUGCUUGUUUUCCUAUUGUCACCCUUCUAGAAAAAAGAGAAAAAUCAGCACUAUUCUAAACUGAAAAGAAGCAGAAAUCCCUUUUGAUCCCUCUCAGCAUACACAACCUCCAUGUUGUUGUGUGUGGUGAAAAGGAUCAUUCAAAAACAGCUCAUGAUAGGGUACUGUCUGUCUCUCAUGUGUGUUAUACCUGCAAAGCUGAACAGAAGCUGCUCUGGAAAGGUCCCAAUAUGAGCAGCUUCCAUGCGUCUUUAGGUCGUUUGUGUUCAAUUUUCUGAUUAAAAUGCA
Messenger RNA from Menidia menidia (Atlantic silverside), 1651 nucleotides. Lineage: Eukaryota; Metazoa; Chordata; Actinopteri; Atheriniformes; Atherinopsidae. The record is from the annotation of a GenBank genome assembly.